GGUGCCGAGGUAGCGGAGGCGGGAUCGGGUGUGACAUGGCGGGGCCUGCGAGAGGCCCCCUGCGUCGGGGCUGGGGCCAGGCAGAGGGGUUGUCCUCUCAGGGGUCUCAGUGCCACCACCCCACCCGCUGCGGAGACAACCCCAAGCGAGGGGGCCUGGGCUGGGGCCUGGCUCCUGGGCGAUGGCCGAGAGGUUGCCCCAAGAGGGCAGCCAAAGUGGCGGGUGGCCCUGUGGGGGUGGGCAGGUUGUGCCGCCUGCCUGAUGGCUUGGGGCCGCGGGCAUCUCCCCUUGCCAGUGGGGCAUGGAGCUGUGCUGGGGUGGGUGACGUGGUGUGGCUGGCCGGCCCGUGGGCGCUGCUGGGUGGCACGGGGAGGAUGAAAUGGAGGUCACCAUGGCCCGAAUCUCUGCCCGCUCUGUGGACGUGAAAAAACUCCAUGUGCCUCCAUUAGAUUCGGUUGAGGAGAUGGCGCAAGAGAGAGAGCAGCUCCGUGCAUCUCCUGGUUACGGAGGAUUUUGCCACUAUAGGAACCCGCAGCAACGGGUUAGUGCUAGCAGUGGCCUGAGCGCUCUGUGACAAUAGAGGUGUUACAUUGAGCACACUGGACAAGACAUCUGGUAUCUGAAUAAUUAUGUUCAGGAGCAAAGGAUUUGGUCUACUAAAACUGAUUCCCUUGAUGUCUGGCCAGCCAAAUUUGGCUUAUAAAUUUAUUCAUCCAGCUAUUGCUUCUCAUGGACAUUGCUGUCACAGGAGAAGUGUGGAUUACAGACAGAGGUACAAGACAUGCCCAGGUAGUGCUGGAGGACGAACACUAAGUGCUCCUCAGACCAAGAACUGGUUAGUGUUAUCAGAGGAACUGCUCCUGGUGAAGUGCAGACCUGUCCUAACAUGGAGGCCCCUUCUAGGCCAUGUACAGCAGCAGACUGGAGCUGAAACAGAAAUGCAGGUCAAGGCCAGGAUAAAGCAGUAUUACUGGUGUCAAGAUUGUAAGCAUUUAAUAGAUGCAGUUGGGAUCAUGGCAGAAGAGGAGUUGCCAGGUGUUUUGAUUCUGGAUGUAGGAGGAACUCAUGGUGUGCUAGAAGACCUUGCAGCACUUUUGAAAAAACACUUUCGCCUUAUCACCAUGAAAGAAUUUAUUGAAAACAAAAAAGAAAUGAGCAAAAAAAUCCAAUCUGUUUUCGUGUUUGAAUGCAGGCCAACUAUUGACCGGGAGCUUCUAGAAAGCCUGCCUAAUUUAAAGGUAAUUGGAAACUCCGGGGUUGGAGUCGAUCACUUAGACUUGAAAAUGAUUUCUAACUUUGGCGUAAAAGUGACCAACACCCCACAUGCUGUGGCAGACCCAACAGCGGACAUAGGAGUGGCUUUGAUGCUGGCCUCUGCCAGAAGACUAGUGGAAGGCUGCCAGAUUACGGUUUCUCCAGACACGAAGUAUUUUGCUGUGGACUGGCUGGGAGUGGAAGUAACCAGAGCAACGCUUGGGAUCAUCGGGAUGGGCAGCAUUGGGUACAAAGUGGCUCAGAGAGCCAGAGCCUUCAACAUGAGGAUCCUGUACCAUAACAGGAACCGGAGAAGGAAGGAGGAGGAAGAGGCAGUUUGUGCCCACUACUGCGAGAAGAUGGAAGACUUGCUGCAGCAGUCUGACUUCGUUAUGCUGGUUGUGAACUUGACUCCUGAGACUCACAAACUGAUUGGGAAAAAGGAGCUGGGGCUGAUGAAACCUACAGCUACUCUUAUAAACAUCAGCCGAGGUGCAGUUAUUGAUCAAGAUGCAUUGGCAGAAGCUCUCCAGAAUAAGGUUAUUAGAGCUGCUGCUCUGGAUGUGACAUACCCUGAGCCUCUGCCAAGAGAUCAUCCUUUAUUAAAAUUAAAUAACAUCAUCAUAACCCCUCACAUUGGAACCGCAACAGUCCAAGCUGUCCGUAUGAUGGCGGAAGAAGCAAUAGCAAAUAUGCUGGCUGUUCUCAACGGCCAACCCAUUCCAAGUGAAGUGUUUCCCAAAUGACGUGUGCCAGAUGAUAUCACUAAAUCUCAUGUCUAUGGGAAGGCACUAUUUCUUACAGUACCACAUUAAAGGAAAGCAACCUGUUCCUGCACUGCUCUUGCCGUCGUGAUACUGCAAAGCUGUCCUCUCAUUAGGCUUGAUCUGUACUGUUAUUUACAAUUCUGAAAAAUAAAGUGGAAUUAAUAAAAGGGAUUUGUUUAAAAAUUUUGAAUUUAGUAGGUAUGCACUUUGGUAUCUUCAGUCUAUUAUUUCAAAGAAUACUUGUGUUCUCUCCCCAGUACUUGCUGCUAGAUAAUGAUAAGCCAGUACACCAAGCAGUUUGUCUAACACUCUCGAAUAUAUUAAAGCUGAAUUGAGCAUUAAUUCCCUGCAGAAAUUUGACGGUAUCCUGAAACAUUUUUCAGCCAAUAUUGAAAUAUUUUAUUUUUAUAUCAAAACAUUGAAGAAAGCAGACUCCUUUGAAAUGAUCGUAGGCCUAAAGUUUUCUAAUCUAAGAAGAGCUCUACUUCAUCUAGAUGUUAAGUGAAAGCAAAGCCAAUCAUUGAAAAAAUAUCUUUGGUUUUCCUGAGCGUAUCCUGUGAAAACCAAAAUAAAUCCCAAGAGAUUUUGUUCCUUCGGGCAGACAAAAAUGAUGCUUUUAUCUUGACUGGCCAUGAAACAAUAGUAGGUCUACCACUGAAAUCGCAUGGGUGAGGGCACAGACUAAAGCAAAAUUAGUGAUCAGUCCUGAAUUCCAGCCCAGAGCCAAGCUUUUUCUCACAUUCUCUUUGCUAUGAGCAAGCUACAAAGUCAAAAAAUUCAGUAAAAUGUUUGUCACCUCCAUAAAAUCAGAAGGCCUUUCCAUUGAUUUGCAGUAUGGUCAAGCUUCUUGAAGGGAUGGUAAAAUGAAGUUUUAGCCCAGGAAGUAUAGACAGGCCAAGAGUUAGACAUUCAGAUGCGAAUAGUGAAAUACUACUAACGAGACAACAGCAAGUAUUGCUAUAGGGGAUUCCAAGAUCUCCAGCCCUUCCACAGCUC
Molecule: messenger RNA, 3017 nt
Organism: Chroicocephalus ridibundus (black-headed gull)
Lineage: Eukaryota; Metazoa; Chordata; Aves; Charadriiformes; Laridae
Product: probable 2-ketogluconate reductase
Exons: 8
Coding region: 630-2000 (456 amino acids)
Molecular function (GO): NAD binding; oxidoreductase activity, acting on the CH-OH group of donors, NAD or NADP as acceptor
Source: RefSeq, a predicted model, not a curated record